UGGACAGUUAUUACAGGUUGAAAAGCCCCGACCAAUUUUUUAAGAGUUUGGCUUUUUUUUUUUUUCUUUUUGAAACUCAUGGUGUUUUUACUCUGCUUUCAAGAUGCGUUAAGGUCUCCUGCGUUUUGACUGCUUUGGAGCCAGCCAGUAUCCCGACAUGUACAAUUCGAAUUAUGCAGGUUUCAUGAAUGUUGCAUUUUUUACAAAUUGAAGGCAAGACCCUCUACCAGCAGAAAGAUUACGACUCACUCUAUUGUGGUACUCGCUCUAAUUGCGGUGAUUUGGAAUGAACCCUCAAUAUCUCUGAGAGAAGAAGCCAGCAAUCAAGACAGAAGAAGCCAGUGAGUUAGAAGAACCAUAGAGAAUGGUGGUUUGGAUGCCAAAUGAAGAGUGUCUCAAAGGAAGGUAACAUUUCAUUGGUUGCUUUUCCAGUUUCCAGCACCAACUCACCAACAAAGAUUUUACCAAAAACCCUAGGACCAAUAAAUGUGAAUGUUGGACCCCAAAUGAUUAUAAGCACACCACAGAGACUGACCAGUUCAGGAAGUGUUCUGAUUGGGAGUCCAUACACCCCAGCACCAGCAAUGGUCACUCAGACACACAUAGCAGAAGCUACUGGCUGGGUUCCAGGUGAUAGAAAACGGGCUAGAGAAUUUAUAGACUCUGAUUUUUCAGAAAGUAAACGAAGCAAAAAAGGAGAUAAAAAUGGAAAAGGCUUGAGACAUUUUUCAAUGAAAGUGUGUGAGAAAGUUCAGCGGAAAGGCACAACGUCGUAUAAUGAAGUAGCCGAUGAGCUGGUAUCAGAGUUCACCAAUUCAAAUAACCAUUUGGCAGCUGAUUCGCAGGCUUAUGACCAGAAGAACAUUAGGCGAAGAGUUUAUGAUGCUUUAAAUGUGCUAAUGGCAAUGAACAUAAUAUCAAAAGAAAAAAAAGAAAUCAAGUGGAUUGGCCUGCCUACCAAUUCUGCUCAGGAGUGUCAAAACCUGGAGAUAGAGAAGCAGAGGCGGAUAGAACGGAUAAAGCAGAAGCGGGCCCAGCUGCAAGAGCUUCUCCUGCAGCAAAUCGCUUUCAAAAACCUGGUACAGAGAAAUCGGCAAAAUGAACAGCAGAACCAGGGCCCGCCAGCUCUGAACUCCACCAUUCAGCUGCCGUUUAUAAUCAUCAACACGAGCAGGAAAACAGUCAUAGACUGCAGUAUCUCCAGUGACAAGUUUGAAUAUCUUUUCAAUUUUGACAACACCUUUGAGAUCCAUGAUGACAUCGAAGUACUGAAGCGGAUGGGAAUGUCCUUUGGCCUGGAGUCAGGCAAAUGUUCUCUGGAGGAUCUGAAACGUGCUAAAUCCCUGGUGCCAAAGGCGUUAGAAGGUUAUAUCACAGAUAUCUCCACAGGACCGUCAUGGUUAAACCAGGGGCUGCUUUUGAACUCUGCCCAGUCAGUUUCAAGUUUAGACCUGACCACUGGUGCCACCUUAUCCCAAUCAAGCGUAACCCAGGGGUUCUGCUUGGAUGCUGAAGUGGCCUUAGCAACGGGGCAGAUCCUUGCCCCAAACAGUCACCAGUCCAGCAGCGCGGCCUCUCACUGCUCCGAGUCCCGCGGCGAGACGCCCUGCUCGCUCAACGACGACGACGAGGAGGAAGAGGAGGAGGACUCCUCCUCCCCAGAAUAAAGACAGGACGAAACCCACGUUUUCCUAUUGAUGCUCA
Molecule: messenger RNA, 1704 nt
Organism: Myotis brandtii (Brandt's bat)
Lineage: Eukaryota; Metazoa; Chordata; Mammalia; Chiroptera; Vespertilionidae
Gene: TFDP2
Product: transcription factor Dp-2 (E2F dimerization partner 2)
Exons: 13
Coding region: 384-1667 (427 amino acids)
Biological process (GO): regulation of transcription by RNA polymerase II; regulation of cell cycle
Cellular component (GO): transcription regulator complex; nucleus
Molecular function (GO): DNA-binding transcription factor activity, RNA polymerase II-specific; RNA polymerase II transcription regulatory region sequence-specific DNA binding
Source: RefSeq, a predicted model, not a curated record